This is a messenger RNA of Nerophis ophidion (straightnose pipefish), 2689 nucleotides long. Its product is annotated as oocyte zinc finger protein XlCOF6.1-like. Gene Ontology annotation, biological process: regulation of transcription by RNA polymerase II. The record is from RefSeq and is a predicted model, not a curated record. The transcript is spliced from 2 exons. NCBI's taxonomy places the organism in Eukaryota, Metazoa, Chordata, Actinopteri, Syngnathiformes, Syngnathidae. Gene Ontology annotation, molecular function: DNA-binding transcription factor activity, RNA polymerase II-specific; RNA polymerase II cis-regulatory region sequence-specific DNA binding. The coding region runs from base 448 to 1635 and encodes 395 amino acids.
GUUAAUGCCUUCAUUUUUACACGUGUACCUAUUCUUCAAAGCUAUGAUUAAUGACACUUUAUCUAUUCUUCGUGUCAGGAUGAACUCGACUCAAUAAACUCUGAAGCUUCUAAAGCUAAGUUAGCAUGCUUGUUAGCUUAGCUUGCUAGCUGCUAACAAAUACACACGGAAGUUUUGAACACAUCGCUAACAGACACCAGUGUGAAUGUAAAGUGAAGUGAAAAUAUGUAAAAUACAAAUUCUAAGAGUGCUGGUGAAUACAUGCCGAACUGUGGUUUUGGAAUAAAUAUUUGUAGUGUUAGAAAGUUAGCAGAGUUCGAAUAGGAGGAGAACUGUCGACAACGUCAACUACUGGACGCUGUUUUCAAGAAGCAUUAAGUUCUGUUACACAAAACAGACGUCUGUGAAGAACAUCUUAUCCCUGAGCAGCAGGUGUAAACCUCCAGGAUGAAGCAGCCCCCCCAUAUUAAAAAAGAAGAGGAGGAGCCGCAUCUUCCCCACAUUAAAGCGGAAGUUGAGGAGCUACAGCGCCCACCCAUUAAGGAGGAAGAAGAGGAAUACAGCAUCAGUCAGAAUGGAGAGCAUCAUGAAGGAAUGGAGGUUGAUAUCUCCAAGAUUCCAUUGAAUGUUGUCAUUGUGAAGAGUGAAGAUCAUGAGGUCAAAAGUGAAAGUGAGGAGAAGAGAGAGGUGGAGCCUCCAAGCAGCAGCUCAACUCAACACAUGACAACAGAAGCUGAUGGAGACCACUGUGGAGGAUCACAAGCAGACAAGCUCUUAGCUCCAUUAUCAGAUAGUGAUGACAUGACGUCACACUCUCCUGACACUGAUGACGAAGACUCUGAAGCUGAUACAACAGGUCACACUGACAACACACACUUUGAACAUGCUCACUGUGGCAAAACCUUUAAUUACCGUUGUAAUCUGAAAACACACACGAGAACACACACUGGUGAGAAACCUUUUUCCUGUGUAAGCUGUGGUAAAAGUUUUACACAUAAUCAUCAUUUGAAAGCACACUUGAGAAUACACACUGGUGAAAAACCUUUUUCUUGCUCGUUUUGUGGUAAAGAUUUUACACAAAAUCAUAAUUUGAAGACACACAUGAGAAUACAUGCUGGUGAAAAACCUUUUUCUUGUUCAUUUUGUGGCAAAGGUUUUACACAAAAUCAUCAUUUGACAGUACACAUGAGAACACACACUGGUGAAAAACCUUUUUCCUGUUCAAUUUGUGCUAAAGGUUUUACACACAUUAUUAAUUUGAAAUCACACAUGACAACACACACCGGUGAAAGACCUUUUUCUUGUUCAAUCUGUGCGAAAGGUUUUACACAACAUUCUCAUUUGAAAACACACAUGAGAAUACACACUGGUGAAAAACUUUUUAGCUGUUCAAUCUGUGCUAAGAGGUUUACACACAAUAAUUAUUUGAAAGCACACAUUACAAUGCACACUGGCAAAAAACCUUUUUCGUGCUCAGUCUGUGCUAAAGGUUUUGUACGAAAAUAUACUUUGAAAAAACACAUGACAACACACACUGGUAAAAAACCUUUUUCGUGCUCAGUCUGUGCUAAAGGUUUUGUACGAAAAUAUACCUUGAAAAAACACAUGACAAUACACACUGGUGAGGAAGUGUGAGUUGCAGUGUGUGUGAUGAAAGAUUCUCAAAAGUACCAGUGUAAGAAGUGUAACACAAUCUUGUUAGUGGGUUUCUACCCUUGGUAGGUUUGAUUUUUAAGAUUGGUUUUAUGUAUGUUAUAAUAAUGCAUUAGUUUACAACAUUGUGUACAUUCAUUUUAAAAAGCACAUUUUCAUUGAUUGAAAAUGGGACUGAAGAAUCAUCUUAUUUUGACUAGCCGUAUUAACUUUUUUUUUAACAUUCCUUUUAAAACUAUAAACAGAACAAAACUUUUGUUGCAUGAAAAAGCAUGGAUUGUGCGUACAGAAUAAAUGAAGUAUGUUUUACACAUUUAUUUAGGUUUUUAAUUAAAGUGUUGCAUGUUUUCAUUUUUAAUUCUAAAUAACUUCAUCGAUGAUGAAAUUAUUGUGAUGUACAUAUUUGUUUCACAUUGUUUCAUGCUUUUGGAGCCUAUCUCAGCUGCAUUCGUGCGGAAGGCGGGGUACACCCCGGACAAGUCGCCACCUCAUUGCGGGGCCAACACAGAUAGACAGACAACACUCACAUUCACACAGUAGGGCCAAUUUUAGUGUUGCCAAUCAACCUAUCCCCAGUUGCAUGUUUUUGGCAGUGGGAUGAAGCCGGAGUACCCAAAGGGAACCCACGCAGUCACGGGGAGAACAUGCAAACUCCACACAGAAAGAUCCCAAGCCCGGGAUUGAACCCAGGACAACUAAGGACCUUCGUAUUGUGAGGCACAUGCACUAACCCCUGUUUCACCGUGCUGCCCUGUGCAAUCUGCUAAUAAAAGUUUCAAUCAAUCAAUCAUAACAUGGUCACUACUGCCUACUUUGUCUUGUUAUAUUCUUAUUUUACUGUUAUAUUGAUAUUCCCAUUGUUUUUAUUCUUUUUGUAAUAUUUAUCUAUUUUGUUUCCUUUUAAACCCCCAUUAUUUACUUUUUACUUUUUUUUUUCUUUAAAUUGAUCUCAACUCUGUACACUGCUGCUGGAAUUUUAAUUUUCCUGAAUGAACUCUCCUGAAGGAAUCAAUAAAGUACUAUCUAUCUAUCUAUC